Molecule: messenger RNA, 234 nt
Organism: Funneliformis mosseae
Lineage: Eukaryota; Fungi; Glomeromycota; Glomeromycetes; Glomerales; Glomeraceae
Source: the annotation of a GenBank genome assembly
GAAAAGAAACUUAGCAAAGCAGAGCAAGCAUCUCUUAACCAAGAUCAAGAAUCUGACACUGGGUGCUCCACUUCUGAAAAGAUACUGGAGGUAUCGAAUCCUGUGACUAAAAUUUCAGCUGGGAUCCCUGGCCAAAAUAGCCAUAGGAAGAAAGGUGCAGAAAACAUCGUACAAUUGAUAGCUGACGGUAUUAAGGAUGAUGUCCAAUUGAGCGACAAAACCAUUCCUUACGAU